AGUGAAUGAACGCAAUAAAUUCCAUACAUUAAAUUUUUUAUUUACUUCAGAGUAUUGUUCACAGAGUAGCACGAUUGCAUGUGUUUCUGGUUACCACAGUAUACUAGGCAAGUGUAGCAUUCUGGUAUUUGAGUGCAACGUGUACUUCUAUCGUAAGAGGAAAGAUAAAAAGGUUUUCUUUUCUAGUCGGCAUCAAUCAGUCUUGCCAAUACAAGCAGGGAUCAAGGAAGAUUGCCCGCGGAGCAGCUGUGGACUUACGGUGUUGUGGAGGAAGACAGGAAGUCUAGGACGAAUGUGCGCAUAGAAAGGCGAAUGGCGAUAACCUCAAACAGUUUCUUCUCCCUUCAUUCCGAAAUCGUUUGAAGCUGUUAUCAUUUGUAAUAUUGAUUUAUUGGUGAAUGUGGAAUUAAUAUUGAAGUGUUCGAUAUCAGUUCAGGAUGUCAGCCGCAGUGUCAGCAGAUCAAUUGAAUUCAUUUUUGGAGAAAUUAGACAUCCUAUGUGAAAAGCUAAAAGUUGAAGAUUGCCCAAUAUGCGACUUGAAAUUAACAGAAGAGAGAAGUACCUGUACCAAUGGGCACGGGAUUUGUGGAUCUUGUAAAUUGGUCGUCAAUGUGUGCCCUGUGUGCUACGCUUCUUACCCAGGGGAUGAACCAGCUCAGGGUGCUUCAGCACAUUCUCCCCCGAAGCGCUCUCGCCAAUCUACUGAAAAUGGAGAGGACAUGAAUGUAGAUGAAAGCGGGGAAAGUGGUGAUGGCAAAAGAUGUAUUAAUGCACCAAGGGGUUGCCAAGCAUUGAUUUCUGAAAGUGAAUUGGUUGCUCAUGAAAUGUACUGCCCUUUCAGGCUUUAUACUUGUAAAAUAUGCAAUGUAGAAUUUUGUUUGCGUAAACUUCAAGGUCAUUGCGAAAGGUCCCAUAAGAGUCCAAACAGAGUAAUAAAGAAUGACGUUUUUCUGCAAGUUUCACCAAACGAUGUUCAGAAUUGUGAUAGAGUUUACUUUUUCCUGCAUGUGCAUAAUGAGAUAUUUUGGUUCUGGAGAAACAAUACUGAGCGUUUUGUAUACUUUGGCUUGCAGUAUUGUGGAGAUCCUGAUAAGGCAAAUAAAUUUCAAUACACUUUGGAAGUAGUUUCUUUGGAUAAGAAAUCAUCUCUGAAAUUUGGUGGACCUGUUCUUUUUGACACUCCGGAAAUGCCUCGUUAUACCCACUCGGAGGAUUAUAUAAUGAUAGGCAAAAAUAUGAUUGGUGCUGAAUCAAAGUUUAAGGUAACUGUUCGUAAAGUGUGAUUCUCAUAAGUAACUUUCAAUGUGUGCAUUAUAAAUUAAUUUUUUUUAAAUGCAUGUUUUUGAUUUAGAGUACAUAUUUUUAUAUGAUUCAGAACUUUGUUUAUAUGAAUAUGGCUGAAAUUCAGGAAAUCAUUCCAUCUUGCCUUAUUUUAGUGAUUAAACAAGUCUUUUAAUUUUUUGUAUUGAUCAAAAACAUGCUUUUAUUUUCAUGUUAAAUUGUGAAAGUAAACAAGUCACUAGAAAGUCCAAAUUCUUUGAAAUAUCUGUAGACGUCAGACGAGAAACUUUAGGUACAAUUUUAAUGUUUAGGUUAUAGUGACAAAAUUAAUUUUUCUUAAAUAAACAAUUGGGUGAAAAUUACAAUGUUUUGGAUGUGAAAAUUAUGUUUAUAUCAGUCCCCUUAUUUUUUAUGUAUAUUUUUGUCUGCAUCAAAGUACAUUUUUUUUCUCUCGUAACACUUUAUAAAUAACUUUUAUACUGUAAUCAUUUAUGAAAAAAUUAAAAAUGUACAUUAAAGAAGCUUUUUUGUAAAGUUAUGCUAUUAAAUGCCCACAUGUCUAUACAAAGGUUAAACUUGCAAUAUAUUGGUAGAUUCUUGCCUCGGUGAGUGGUGCUAUGUCCUGGGAACAGUUUCUAGUAAUGUUAUUGAGCUAGAGAAAGAUUAUAAUGCUUUUCCUCUUAGAGGACGGUCACAGUAUGUUAGUAAUUAUGCCAAGGAUGUGGCAUCUAUCAGACAGCCAAGCAUCAAUUGACUUCUGACACAAGCCUAGGUUUAUAUUUAACAUACAUUUGUCUUCUUUGAAAACUCUUCAAGCAAAAGGAAUUGUUUUGUUAAUUUUGAAGCUUAGCAAGUUAAACUGAUCACUUUGGCUAAGAUGUACAGUGUACAAUUAACAUGAAACUGCAUCCAUGAGAAAUUUAAUUGUUAUCCAAGUUUCGUCACUGUAACAAAACCCCCUGAACGUUCUCAAAAUUGUUUC
Molecule: messenger RNA, 2263 nt
Organism: Gryllus bimaculatus (two-spotted cricket)
Lineage: Eukaryota; Metazoa; Arthropoda; Insecta; Orthoptera; Gryllidae
Source: the annotation of a GenBank genome assembly